GAUUCUGAACCGCAAACUCUUCGGAGUACCAAGUAAGUACUUGGCUUCCACUUAGGUCGUUAGAAAGCUAUUCAGGUGGCCCGCGGCGUUCAUUGUCUUAAAUCCGGGACAUUUGUGACGGCCACGUCAUUUCACAACACACCGCCUGCAUUCUACUUCUAACAUCUACGGGUUCUGUGACGACAAUCAUGGAUCUCUCUUCUCAACUUAUGGCGGCUUUGGAUCAAGUUCUUGCAAUUCUGGAAGAAAUCCAAGACCCAAAGAACCUAUGCAGUAGACGGACCAAUCCUUUUGAUGCUGCAAAGGUUGGUUUCUCAAUGUUUAUCUCCUCUUUCAGAGAUGACUCACUUACACGUAUGGCCAUAUUUAAAAAGCUUUCUAUUUUAGAUCGCAAGAUAUCCUCCGUCGUGGUAUCAACCUCGAAUCUGCCUAACAUCCUACUCCCUGUCUACCGCCUUCCGCCAGAAAUCCUAGCACAUAUAUUUUACCUACUCACCCCCCACCAUCAAUAUAUGGAUUCCAUACCUAAAUCCCGCGACGUUUACACGUGGACAAGAGUGACGGCUGUCAGCCGUUUCUGGCGGAGUACUGCGCUGUUGUUUCCGCACUUAUGGACCAAUAUCCGAUUAGGAACAAGUAUAAAGGAAGCGGCGCGGUGUUUCCUCCAUCGAUCAAGGCGCACGCCUCUUCAUUUCUUCAUAUCGUCCUGGCCUGAGAAUUGGCAGUAUAAUGUCAUCGACAUCCUUCGAUCGUAUUCCCAUCGUGUCGAAACCUUGCACGUCUAUGACUUAUCGGACAUUCCUCGAGAAGUUAUUGCAUCUAUGAAAUAUCUCAAGACACUGAGCUGCCACCAGGAAAGCUUGUCACUCCUGAAGUCCGAUGGGGAGUUGGAUUACAAUGUGCCAAAGCUUACAUGCUUGCGUAUGCAAGAAAUAGUUCUCGCUCCCUCGAUACUCAGACGCUGCAGGAAUCUGACACAUCUUUCGCUUGCUGAAUGGUCUGGAUCCGGCCAGAAACAAAGCCAAAUGCCGCAUCUGGUGGACACACUCCAGAGGUGUCCACUCUUGGAAGAGUUGAACCUUCAGGGGUUCAAGCUUCGGAACGACUGCACUUACGCUGCGGAGCUCCGAGGAAGGGCUCCAAUAAUAAAUCUUGGACAGCUUCAAAGGCUGUCUUUGCUGAAAUGCAACCGAGACGCCAUUCGUUUUCUCUUCGCUACCACUAUCCUGCCGCAAAAUGUUGCUGUCCUAAUCCAGGAUCCGGGGAGGGACAAGGACAGGCCGGACGGCGACUCGAUGGAAGGCAUGUUCCCAGAUACGACUCAAUUUGUCGCUCUACAGCUUGCCGCUCGGAACAUCCGGUUGCUCAGCAGCACAGGCUCUGCAUUUGCUCUUCACUUCAGUCAAGUGGGAACUCAUAAGCGAGUAUUAUGGGACACCCUAUCUAAAUUAGGUCGUUUGGAGUCCAUGCGAAGUCUCGAGGAGCUCUACAUCGAUGGCAUAAUGGAUAUAGACAAGACUGCUGAUAUGCAAAAAUUGUCCUGGAUCCCAUCGCAUGCCAAACUCCGAGUUCUAUCCAUAUCUGAUACGCCUACACCACACAGUGGUGACUUCAGACUCAAAUGGCUGACAGUCUUCUUGAACAAGAUUAAGGCCCCUGACGAUAAUGGUGCCAUCCGCUUGAGCUUCCCUGCACUUCAUGAGCUACGUGUUUUCUUGUGUUCUGACGAUAUCACCCAAGAGGGUCUGCGAGGGCUCGUGGCGGUCAAUUCUGGACGACGCGAUCAUGUAAAGUUGAAACUUAUUAUUAGCUACCGGCACCUCGACCCGAAUCGCGUCAACACUGAGGCCUCUGUGGUGAAGUUAAAGGAAACACUGGAGACAAUGGGAGGAUAUAGGGAGUAUGUUGACAUUUGUGGAAUGAAUGACAAAGAGGAGUGGCGGCGAAGUCAAAGCCUUAUGCUACCGGAGGUCUGUUGCAGGACGCUACAUCAGCAUUGGCCGUCGUGGGUGUAGAUGUUCACUAAUCCUAAUCAUUACUGACUGACUAUGGCAUAACGUCGUGUGUAUCUUACUUACCCUGAUCAAUACUAUACAGUACUCAGAAUCUUCUGACAACCUUCGACUUCGAAUAUGAUCGCGU
Messenger RNA from Somion occarium, 2142 nucleotides. Lineage: Eukaryota; Fungi; Basidiomycota; Agaricomycetes; Polyporales; Cerrenaceae. The record is from the annotation of a GenBank genome assembly.